CGUAGGAGCUUGGAACCGUCGUCACCCCUCCGUGUCUCACCAGGGGGGGAAAAAUGGUUGAAGCAGAUCGCCCAGGAAAGCUUUUCAUUGGUGGCCUCAAUACAGAAACAAAUGAAAAAGCCCUUGAAGCAGUAUUUGGCAAAUAUGGACGAAUAGUGGAAGUUCUAUUGAUGAAAGAUCGUGAAACCAACAAACCGAGAGGAUUUGCUUUUGUCACCUUUGAGAGCCCAGCAGAUGCUAAGGAUGCAGCCAGAGACAUGAGUGGAAAGUCCUUAGAUGGAAAAGCCCUCAAAGUAGAACGGGCCACUAAACCAUCAUUUGAAAGUGGUAGACGUGGACCACCUUCACCUCCAAGAAGCAGAGGCCCUCCAAGAGGUCUUAGAGGUGGAAGAGGAGGAAGUGGAGGAACCAGGGCUCCCUCACGUGGAGGGCACAUGGAUGAUGGUGGCUAUUCCAUGAAUUUUAACAUGAGUUCUUCCAGGGGACCACUUCCAGAAAAAAGAGGACCACCACCACGAAGUGGUGGUCCUCCUCCUAAAAGAUCUGCCCCUUCAGGACCAGUUCGCAGCAGCAGUGGAAUGGGAGGAAGAGCUCCUGUGUCACGUGGAAGAGAUAGUUAUGGAGGCCCACCUCGACGGGAACCCCUGCCCUCUGGUAGAGAUGUUUAUUUGUCCCCAAGAGAUGAUGGAUACUCUACUAAAGACAGCUAUUCAAGCAGAGAUUACCCAAGUUCUCGUGAUACAAGAGAUUAUGCACCACCACCAAGAGAUUAUACUUACCGUGAUUAUGGUCAUUCCAGUUCACGUGAUGACUACCCAUCGAGAGGCUAUAGUGAUAGAGAUGGCUAUGGUCGUGAUCGUGACUAUUCAGAUCAUCCAAGUGGAGGUUCCUACAGAGAUUCAUAUGAGAGUUAGGGUAACUCACGUAGUGCUCCACCUACACGAGGGCCCCCGCCAUCUUAUGGUGGAAGCAGUCGCUAUGAUGAUUACAGCAGCUCACGUGACGGAUAUGGUGGAAGUCGAGACAGUUACUCAAGCAGCCGAAGUGAUCUCUACUCAAGUGGUCGUGAUCGGGUUGGCAGACAAGAAAGAGGGCUUCCCCCUUCUAUGGAAAGGGGGUACCCUCCUCCACGUGAUUCCUACAGCAGUUCAAGCCGCGGAGCACCAAGAGGUGGUGGCCGUGGAGGAAGCCAAUCUGAUAGAGGGGGAGUCAGAAGCAGAUAUUAAAAACAAAACUUUGGACCAAAAUCCCUGUUCAAAGAAACAAACAAAAAAGUGGAACCUUUUCUGUCAUAACUACCCAAGGACUACUAAAAGGAAAAAUUGUGUUACUUUUUUUUUUAAAUUUCCUGUUAAGUUCCCCUUCCAUAAUUUUUAUGUUCUUGUGAGGGAAAAAAAAGUAAAACCUGUUUAAUCUUAUUUGACUUUAUGACAUUGCUUUCAAUAAGCAAAUGUUAAAUGUGUUAAGACUUGACUUGUGUACUAGUGUUGUAAUUUUUCAAGUUAAAAGUGUCCCUAAAGGCCACUUCCUAUAUCUGAUUUUUCCCAGUAAAUGAGGCAAAGCAAUUCUAAGACCUUCCACAAACAUCUAGCCAUCUAAAAUGGAGAGGUGAAUCCUUCUGCCUAUACAAACAAGCUAGCUAUUAGAGGGUGGUCGGGGUAUGCUACUCUAGGAUUUCAGAGUGUCUUCAACUGAAAUCUCAAUGUUCUCAGUAUGAAAAACCUGAGAUCAGAUGCUUAUGUAAGGAAAGUGCUAUUCACCCAGUAAACCCAAAAAAGCAAAUGGAUAAUGCUGGCCAUAUUUUGCCUUUCUGACAUUUCCUUGGGAAUCUACAAGAGUCUCCCCUUUCCCCUCCCCCAAUAAGACCAUUUAAGUGUGUGUUAAGCAACUACAGAAUACUAAAUAAAAAGUUUGACCAAAACCAAAAAA
Messenger RNA from Zalophus californianus (California sea lion), 1929 nucleotides. Its product is annotated as RNA-binding motif protein, X chromosome-like. Gene Ontology annotation, biological process: positive regulation of mRNA splicing, via spliceosome. Gene Ontology annotation, cellular component: spliceosomal complex. NCBI's taxonomy places the organism in Eukaryota, Metazoa, Chordata, Mammalia, Carnivora, Otariidae. Gene Ontology annotation, molecular function: RNA binding. The record is from RefSeq and is a predicted model, not a curated record.